Caenorhabditis elegans is the source of this 5715-nucleotide messenger RNA. RefSeq names its product Collagen alpha-2(IV) chain (gene let-2). The transcript is spliced from 18 exons. The record is from RefSeq and is marked reviewed. Gene Ontology annotation, biological process: embryo development ending in birth or egg hatching; animal organ development. Gene Ontology annotation, cellular component: basement membrane; collagen trimer. Gene Ontology annotation, molecular function: extracellular matrix structural constituent. Lineage: Eukaryota; Metazoa; Nematoda; Chromadorea; Rhabditida; Rhabditidae. The coding region runs from base 14 to 5290 and encodes 1758 amino acids.
GCUGCCUACCACCAUGAAGCAACGAGCGGCUCUCGGGCCCGUGUUGCGACUGGCCAUAUUGGCCUUACUAGCUGUGAGCUAUGUUCAAUCGCAAGCUACAUGCAGAGAUUGCUCUAACCGAGGAUGUUUCUGCGUCGGAGAAAAAGGAUCUAUGGGAGCACCAGGACCACAAGGUCCACCUGGAACCCAAGGAAUCCGUGGAUUCCCAGGACCAGAAGGACUCGCUGGACCAAAAGGACUGAAAGGAGCUCAAGGACCCCCUGGACCAGUUGGAAUCAAGGGAGAUCGUGGAGCCGUUGGAGUACCUGGAUUCCCAGGAAAUGACGGUGGAAACGGACGACCAGGAGAGCCAGGACCACCAGGAGCCCCAGGAUGGGAUGGUUGCAACGGAACUGACGGAGCUCCAGGAAUCCCAGGACGGCCAGGACCACCAGGAAUGCCAGGAUUCCCCGGACCACCAGGAAUGGACGGUUUGAAGGGAGAGCCAGCUAUCGGAUAUGCUGGUGCUCCAGGAGAGAAGGGAGAUGGCGGUAUGCCAGGAAUGCCCGGACUUCCAGGACCAUCCGGUCGUGAUGGAUACCCAGGAGAAAAGGGAGACCGAGGAGAUACUGGAAAUGCUGGACCACGUGGACCACCUGGAGAGGCUGGAUCCCCAGGAAACCCAGGAAUCGGAAGCAUUGGACCAAAAGGAGAUCCUGGAGAUCUAGGUUCUGUCGGACCACCAGGUCCACCGGGACCACGUGAGUUCACCGGAUCCGGCUCAAUUGUCGGACCUCGCGGAAACCCUGGAGAAAAGGGAGACAAGGGAGAGCCAGGAGAGGGAGGUCAACGCGGUUACCCAGGAAAUGGAGGACUCUCAGGACAGCCAGGACUCCCAGGAAUGAAGGGAGAAAAGGGAUUGUCUGGACCAGCUGGACCAAGAGGAAAGGAAGGUCGCCCAGGAAACGCUGGACCACCAGGAUUCAAGGGAGAUCGUGGUCUUGACGGACUUGGCGGAAUCCCAGGACUUCCAGGCCAAAAGGGAGAAGCUGGAUACCCAGGAAGAGAUGGGCCAAAGGGUAACUCCGGACCACCAGGACCACCAGGAGGUGGUACUUUCAAUGACGGAGCUCCAGGACCACCAGGAUUGCCAGGACGACCAGGAAACCCAGGACCACCGGGAACUGAUGGCUACCCAGGAGCCCCAGGGCCAGCUGGACCAAUCGGAAACACAGGAGGGCCAGGUCUUCCAGGUUACCCAGGAAAUGAAGGACUCCCAGGACCAAAGGGAGAUAAGGGAGAUGGCGGUAUUCCAGGAGCGCCAGGAGUCUCUGGACCAUCUGGAAUUCCAGGACUUCCAGGACCAAAGGGCGAACCAGGAUAUCGUGGAACCCCAGGACAAAGCAUCCCAGGACUUCCAGGAAAGGACGGAAAGCCAGGACUCGAUGGAGCCCCAGGCCGCAAGGGAGAAAAUGGAUUGCCAGGAGUUCGUGGACCACCAGGAGAUUCUCUUAAUGGACUUCCAGGAGCACCAGGACAACGCGGAGCACCAGGACCAAACGGAUAUGACGGACGUGACGGAGUUAACGGUCUUCCGGGAGCCCCAGGAACAAAGGGAGACAGAGGAGGUACCUGCUCGGCUUGUGCUCCAGGAACCAAGGGAGAAAAGGGAUUGCCAGGAUAUUCUGGUCAGCCAGGACCACAAGGAGACCGCGGUCUCCCAGGUAUGCCAGGACCAGUCGGAGACGCUGGAGAUGAUGGUCUUCCGGGACCAGCAGGUCGCCCAGGAUCUCCAGGACCACCAGGACAAGACGGUUUCCCAGGACUCCCAGGACAAAAGGGAGAACCAACUCAGCUAACCCUUAGACCAGGACCACCAGGUUAUCCAGGAUUGAAGGGAGAAAACGGAUUCCCAGGACAACCAGGAGUUGAUGGACUCCCAGGACCAUCAGGGCCAGUCGGACCACCAGGAGCGCCAGGAUACCCAGGAGAGAAGGGAGACGCCGGUCUUCCAGGACUUUCAGGAAAGCCAGGACAGGACGGACUUCCAGGACUCCCAGGAAAUAAGGGAGAAGCCGGAUACGGACAGCCAGGUCAACCAGGAUUCCCAGGAGCUAAAGGAGAUGGCGGUCUUCCAGGACUGCCAGGAACUCCAGGUCUCCAAGGAAUGCCAGGAGAGCCAGCUCCAGAAAACCAAGUGAACCCAGCUCCACCAGGUCAACCAGGACUCCCAGGACUUCCAGGAACCAAGGGAGAAGGAGGAUACCCAGGUAGACCAGGAGAAGUCGGUCAACCAGGAUUCCCAGGACUGCCAGGAAUGAAGGGAGACUCUGGCCUCCCAGGACCACCAGGACUCCCAGGACACCCAGGUGUUCCAGGAGACAAGGGAUUCGGAGGUGUCCCAGGAUUACCAGGAAUUCCAGGACCAAAGGGAGAUGUCGGAAACCCAGGACUCCCAGGUCUUAACGGACAAAAGGGAGAACCAGGAGUUGGAGUCCCAGGACAACCAGGAUCACCAGGAUUCCCAGGACUUAAGGGAGACGCCGGUCUUCCAGGUCUUCCAGGAACCCCAGGACUCGAGGGUCAACGUGGAUUCCCAGGAGCCCCAGGACUCAAGGGAGGAGACGGUCUUCCAGGACUGUCUGGUCAGCCAGGAUACCCAGGAGAAAAGGGAGACGCCGGUUUGCCAGGAGUACCAGGGCGUGAAGGAUCGCCAGGAUUCCCAGGUCAAGAUGGACUUCCAGGAGUGCCAGGAAUGAAGGGAGAAGACGGUCUUCCAGGACUCCCAGGAGUUACUGGACUCAAGGGAGAUCUCGGAGCACCAGGACAAUCCGGAGCACCAGGACUCCCAGGAGCACCAGGAUACCCAGGAAUGAAGGGAAAUGCGGGUAUCCCAGGAGUGCCAGGAUUCAAGGGAGACGGAGGACUCCCAGGACUGCCAGGACUUAACGGACCAAAGGGAGAACCAGGAGUACCAGGAAUGCCAGGAACCCCAGGAAUGAAGGGUAACGGUGGUCUGCCAGGAUUGCCAGGACGUGAUGGACUUUCCGGAGUACCAGGAAUGAAGGGAGAUCGUGGUUUCAACGGACUUCCAGGAGAGAAGGGAGAAGCUGGACCAGCUGCUCGUGACGGACAAAAGGGAGAUGCCGGUCUUCCAGGACAGCCAGGUCUUCGUGGACCACAAGGACCAUCUGGACUUCCAGGUGUCCCAGGAUUCAAGGGAGAGACUGGACUUCCAGGAUAUGGACAACCAGGUCAACCAGGAGAGAAGGGACUUCCUGGCAUUCCAGGAAAGGCUGGACGUCAAGGAGCCCCAGGGUCACCAGGACAAGACGGACUCCCAGGAUUCCCAGGAAUGAAGGGAGAAUCUGGAUACCCAGGACAAGACGGCCUUCCAGGGCGUGAUGGCCUCCCAGGAGUCCCAGGACAAAAGGGAGAUCUUGGACAGUCUGGACAGCCAGGACUCUCCGGGGCCCCAGGACUCGACGGUCAACCAGGAGUACCAGGAAUCCGUGGAGACAAGGGACAAGGAGGACUACCCGGAAUCCCAGGAGAUCGUGGAAUGGAUGGUUAUCCAGGACAAAAGGGAGAGAACGGUUACCCAGGUCAGCCAGGUCUUCCAGGACUUGGUGGAGAGAAAGGAUUCGCUGGAACCCCAGGUUUCCCAGGACUUAAGGGAUCCCCAGGAUACCCAGGACAAGACGGACUUCCAGGAAUCCCUGGAUUGAAGGGAGACUCAGGAUUCCCAGGACAGCCAGGACAAGAAGGACUCCCAGGACUUUCCGGAGAGAAGGGAAUGGGUGGACUCCCAGGAAUGCCAGGACAACCAGGUCAAUCUAUUGCUGGACCAGUUGGACCACCAGGUGCCCCAGGACUUCAAGGAAAAGACGGCUUCCCAGGCCUUCCAGGACAAAAGGGAGAAUCCGGUCUUUCAGGCCUUCCAGGAGCCCCUGGAUUGAAGGGAGAAUCCGGCAUGCCAGGAUUCCCAGGAGCUAAGGGAGAUCUAGGAGCCAAUGGAAUUCCAGGAAAGCGCGGAGAAGACGGUCUACCAGGAGUACCAGGAAGAGAUGGACAACCAGGAAUCCCAGGAUUGAAGGGAGAAGUUGGAGGUGCUGGUCUUCCAGGACAACCAGGCUUCCCAGGUAUCCCAGGACUUAAGGGAGAAGGAGGCCUUCCAGGUUUCCCAGGAGCAAAGGGAGAAGCUGGAUUCCCAGGUACCCCAGGAGUGCCAGGAUACGCCGGAGAGAAGGGAGACGGAGGUCUUCCAGGUCUUCCAGGAAGAGACGGACUCCCAGGAGCUGAUGGACCAGUGGGACCACCAGGACCAUCAGGACCACAAAACCUCGUUGAGCCGGGAGAGAAGGGACUUCCAGGUCUUCCAGGAGCCCCAGGACUUCGUGGAGAGAAGGGAAUGCCAGGGCUCGAUGGACCACCAGGAAACGAUGGACCACCAGGUCUUCCAGGACAACGUGGAAACGACGGAUACCCAGGAGCCCCAGGAUUAUCAGGAGAGAAGGGAAUGGGAGGUCUUCCAGGUUUCCCAGGACUUGACGGACAACCAGGAGGCCCAGGAGCCCCAGGAUUGCCAGGAGCACCAGGAGCUGCAGGACCAGCUUACAGAGACGGAUUCGUUCUCGUCAAGCACUCCCAAACCACCGAAGUACCAAGAUGCCCAGAGGGUCAGACCAAGCUGUGGGACGGAUAUUCCUUGUUGUACAUUGAAGGAAACGAGAAAUCCCAUAACCAAGACCUCGGACACGCUGGAUCAUGCCUCCAAAGAUUCUCCACCAUGCCAUUCCUGUUCUGCGACUUCAACAACGUCUGCAACUACGCCUCCAGAAACGACAAGUCUUACUGGCUCUCAACAUCUGAAGCUAUCCCAAUGAUGCCAGUCAACGAGCGUGAAAUCGAGCCAUACAUCUCGCGCUGCGCUGUGUGCGAAGCCCCAGCCAACACGAUCGCUGUUCACUCCCAGACCAUCCAAAUUCCAAACUGCCCAGCAGGAUGGAGCAGCUUGUGGAUCGGAUACUCGUUCGCCAUGCACACCGGAGCCGGAGCCGAGGGAGGUGGUCAAUCACUCUCCUCACCAGGAUCCUGCUUGGAAGACUUCCGUGCCACUCCAUUCAUCGAGUGCAACGGUGCCCGCGGAUCUUGCCACUACUUUGCCAACAAGUUCUCAUUCUGGCUUACCACCAUCGACAAUGACUCAGAAUUCAAGGUGCCAGAAAGUCAGACACUCAAGUCAGGAAAUCUUCGUACCCGCGUCUCAAGAUGCCAAGUUUGCGUCAAGUCCACCGACGGACGUCAUUAAGUGCCUACUCACUUUACUUAGACACUACAUGUUGCAAUUUUUUGAUAAUAAUUAUCAUGAUCAUAAUGUGCCAAUAUACGCUUUUAAUUUCUUUAAUUUUUUUUCCUAUUUUGAAUUCAUUUUCUAUACUAAAAUUUUCAUAAAUGUUAUUAUUAUCUCUUCCUACCUAUAACAUUGUCUAGCACACCACUUAAAACUACUGCCUUUCUAAUCUCCCCACCAUUUCCCCCUAUCUUUGUGAUGUACACCUUUUUAAGAACCACCACCGCCACCACAAGUUUCUACAAAAAAAAAAACCAAAACUGCCAUCAAGUUUAAUAUAUCUCCUUUCUUACUUUCUUGUUUGUUUUGUAAUCCCAUAAUGUAUUUGACAAUGUUUGCUUUCAAGCUUUCACGAAAAUCAAUAAAAUCAAUUUUCAAACAUC